GGAUAACAUAGAUACCCCUAUUUGAGGGAGAUAAUGGAAUCACCCAUAAAACGUAAGCGCAUCACCAUGGUGAUCGUGUCACUCGGCCUAUCCAAGCCCAUGGUUUAUGUUCACAUAUUGUGUAUUCAGAGGAAUUAAUAUAACAAUGUUGUUUCAGAAACUCAAUUUGUCAAAGCGGAGGUUUUAAGUUAUACAAAUACAAACUCCACAAUCAAAACCAAGUCACAGUAAGUCUCGUAGACGGUUAUAAAAUAUUUUGACUCCGCCCCUUCUGCAUACUGCCCCAGUGGCCUAAUGGAUAAGGCACUGGCCUCCUAAGCCAGGGAUUGUGGGUUCGAGUCCCAUCUGGGGUGAACUGUUUUGCUCGGCGAAAGGGAAGUUGAUGCUGAGGAUGAUCAUGGUGACGAAAAAUGUUACACGCAAUUAAAAGUACCUGCAACCGAAAUACAACGCUUCAUGGACUCUUGAGAAAUCACGCUUCAUCACCGUCGCUUUCAAUAUGACUGACCAUAAUAACAUUUAUUAGGUUCGCAAGAAAAUACCAGCUGACAUGCAGAAGAAGCAAAGCAUCAAACUCUGCGUCCUGCUGAGCACUUUGGCUGCAUCAGUGCAAACUUACCUUCAUUCUACUGGUGUCAUGACAUUAUCUUACAUAAUGUGUGUUAUCCAACCUCAACCCUGUGACCCCGUCCAUCCUCCUACAAUGGUAGAGCUCCAAGAGGCCACCGUGUACUGGGAUGCUGCCCAGAAAAGUGUGGUCCUGAAGGAGGGGGUGAUGGAGACAGAGGGGGGAGCCUACGGUUACUUCAAUGACACUCUGCUCCUCUCUGGAUGGGGCGUCUUGGAGAUCCUAGCAGGUCACGGAGGGAUCACACAGGAAGACGAGACCACCUUCUUCCUUGCUGGGUACCUGGAGGGUUAUCUCACUGCUGGACAGAUGUUCAAUCAUUACUUCAACAUGUACCCUCAAUUCCUAAAGGAUGAGAAGGUUUUGAAUCCCCUGAAAAGGUUUUUAAGCAAGCAGGACCAGUGGGCCAGAGAGCAGGUGAAACUGAGGAGACACAGCUACCCCUUGUGGAAGCACCUGGGACUGAUCCUGGCCCAGUUGGACGGACUCCACGCCGGAGCUGCACAGUGGGCCAAAAGCAAACACAGGGAGCCUCUGUCAGCGUUCGCCCUCCAGUUUCUGAAUGGCGUUGGCGACCUCCUGGACCUCGUCCCAGCUCUGACGCCUCGCUCCAACUCCUCCGCAGGGACCGGCGCUUUCAGGAUGCCAGGAAUGGGCCACUGCACCGCUCUCAUCAAGGUGCUGCCAGGCUUUGAGAACCUGCUGUUCGGUCACUCCAGCUGGUAUACGUAUGCAGCCACCAUGCGUAUCUAUAAACACUGGGACUUCAGGGUGUCUGACACACACGCCGCCACUGGAAAGAUGUCUUUCAGCAGCUACCCUGGCUUCCUGAUGUCUCUGGACGACUUCUACCUGCUUGGGAGCGGCCUGCUGAUGACUCAGACCUCCAUCGGCGUCUUCAACGUCUCUCUGUUAUCCCAGCUCGGCCCUCACAGCCUGCUGGCCUGGCAGAGAGUCCGCCUGGCCAACAGCCUGGCACACAGCGGAGAGGAGUGGGCGCACAUCUUCUCCAAAUACAACUCAGGUACAUAUAACAGCCAGUACAUGGUGGUGGACCUGAGCAAGGUUUCUCUGGGUCACAGUAUCAGGGACGGAGCUCUGACUGUGGUGGAGCAGAUUCCCGGGAAGGUGAUGCACUCUGAUCAGACUCAAGCUUUACGCAGAGGUUACUGGCCAUCCUACAACAUACCGUUCCAUGUUGAAAUCUACAACCUGAGUGGGUACGGCGUGAUGUGGAAGAGAUACGGAGAGGACUUCUCUUACGACCUCUGUCCCCGAGCCAAAAUCCUCCGCAGGGACCAAGCUAAGGUGUCUGACCUGAGCUCCCUCAAACACAUCAUGAGAUACAACAACUACAAGAGAGACCCGUACUCCAAGGGCCAUCCGUGUAAAACCAUCUGUUGCCGUAACGACCUGAGACCAAGGAGACCACGUCCAGGAGGUUGCUAUGACACCAAGGUGACAGACUACCGGAUGGCUGUCCAGCUGGUUGCAGAGGCAAUUAACGGCCCCACGACGCAGGGGGGCCUGCGUCCAUUCUCAUGGCGAUCGUUCAACCUCACGACUCAUCGGGGUCUCCCACACACCUACAGCUUUCCCUUUGUCACUAUGAGGCCCACACUGCAUCGGCCCUGAGAGCACAGAGACAGAAGAUAGCACCUGUCAAGGUCCGAACAGGUCAUGCUGUGCAUUUCAGUACCCACACUACCAUACUAUUUAGUAUGCCAGAAGAAGAUUUAAUAUGUCCCAAUACAUAGUCUGUCAAAUGUGGUAUGCUAAAAAUACCAGGAUGUCCUACUACAUCCGGUCAUAUUUUGCAGUACGCAAGCGCCAUGCUUAUCUGGCUAUUCUGACCCACAAUCCUCUGCUCAGCGUAUAUACACCGAUCAGCCAUAACAUUAUGACCACCUGUCUAAUAUUGAGUAGGUCCCCCUUUUGCAGCCAA
This is a messenger RNA of Sebastes umbrosus (honeycomb rockfish), 2573 nucleotides long. Its product is annotated as phospholipase B-like 1. The record is from RefSeq and is a predicted model, not a curated record. The coding region runs from base 551 to 2263 and encodes 570 amino acids. NCBI's taxonomy places the organism in Eukaryota, Metazoa, Chordata, Actinopteri, Perciformes, Sebastidae. Gene Ontology annotation, biological process: phospholipid catabolic process. The transcript has 11 exons. Gene Ontology annotation, molecular function: glycerophospholipase activity. Gene Ontology annotation, cellular component: extracellular region.